This is a messenger RNA of Seriola aureovittata, 7150 nucleotides long. It is a transcript of the gene tdrd15, whose product is annotated as tudor domain containing 15. The coding region runs from base 120 to 6053 and encodes 1977 amino acids. The transcript is spliced from 5 exons. Gene Ontology annotation, biological process: spermatogenesis. The record is from RefSeq and is a predicted model, not a curated record. Lineage: Eukaryota; Metazoa; Chordata; Actinopteri; Carangiformes; Carangidae.
UCGGGGAGGAGACAGGUGUUGACGGGCUGCAUCAUCCGAACAGGUCGCACUCAUGAGGCUGUACAACAGGCUUUGUUCGGGAUGUGACAGUUACUGAUGCUGCUGCUGUGCAGACAGUGAUGGGUUCCGAACAUCAAAAUUCUUGGGAUCCUGGUCAAUCAGCACCAUGCGCCCUUUGGCCAGUGGACCUCAAGUUAACACACUUGGACUGGAACCCGGAAGCAACUCUGAUUCACUUCCAGGGACAGUACCUUACCAUAUGUGAACUGGACUAUAACAUCUUGCAGGGAGAAAUACAGAACAUACCAAAGACAGAAGCUGCAGUGGAUAUUGGAGAGUUCUGCCUAGUAGAAGAUUUGGCUUCAGCCCACUGGUACAGAGGAAGAGUUCAGAACCAAAAAGAGGACUUGUUUGAUGUUUUCCUUAUAGAUCACGGUAAUGUCUUGAGUGUUGACAUCUCCCACAUAUCUUCCUGUUCAAACGACCUGUUCAUCCUACCUCCAAAAAUAGUUUGCGGCUUUCUUGCAAAUGUGUUGCUGCUUCAAGGUUGUUCUCAUUCUGUAGUGGAGCAAUACUUCUCAAGCCUGAUUGGAAAAGAUGUCACAGGUUACAUUCAAGCUCUCCUUCCUCACAAAGUCCUCUUAUUGGAAGCCCCUGACAUCAACAAUGACCUUGUUAGACAUGCGUUUGGGAGACAUGUGGACACAGACACCUUCCUCCUCUUGGUUGAGAUGCUCACAGAGGUGCCACUCAAACAACACGUAGAUCCAGUUCCUGACUUGCUCAUUGAAAAGUCAAGGGGACAAGAGUUUUGCUUUAAACCAACGGGUUUGCAGGGAUACGAAGACAUUCUGUCAUUUUGUGGGCCUAGAUUGCAUUGUGGGACACGUGCUAAAGUGCGAGUAACUGCUGCUGUCAACCCCGGGCUGUUUUACUGUCAGAUGGCCAGUAUGGAAACAGAGCUUUGGGAAAUGUCAAGGGCACUGGCUGCUGUUUGUGAGUACAGAAGCAAAGCAAGUAAUCAGAAGACUCCAGAAAACCUGGGUUUACUGUGCUCAGUUAAAGGCAAAGAUGGGAAAUGGUACAGAGGCUUUGUGCAAUUUCUCCCUAUCAAUUCUCAAGUCAGAGUUUUGUUAAUUGACUAUGGAUUCUUUGAAUCUGUCAAAGUUGAGAAUGUCCACAGGUUGCCACCUAAUCUCUAUUCAACACCCAUCAUGGCAUUCCCAUGCUCUCUCUCCUCCCUGAGUGAUCACGAUGAGGCAGUCAAAACUCAGCAGUUGAGUUUCCUCAAGGCAGGCUUGCUUGGAGGAGUGUUGGAUAUGGAGAUCGGAAGUUUUGAUGAAAAACAGCAUCUGUACUCCAUCACAUUGUUUGGUGCUGAAGAUAAUUGUGUGAAAGAACUGGAGCCCAUUCCCAAGCUUCCCACAAUGGAAGUUGAGUCUGUGAUUGAGACAGAAGAAUUCUCUCCUCAGGGUGGCUAUUUGUACCAUGAGACAAUCAUGGGUGAAGUAUUGGGUAAAACACUGGAAGCAGAAGAGGUGCAGGUAGACUCUGUCUUUGUGGGGUAUGUCGAGCAUGUCCAGAAUCCCAACCACUUCUGGAUAAGAACACAAAAACGCAAUGAUGAGUUUGAAGAAAUGAUGACAAAAAUGACAGAUCACUUCAGUCAAGUGAAGCUGGAUGAAGACGUACUGUUGAAUCCCGAGCUUGGGACACUCUGCUGUGCAGUUUAUGAGGAAGAUAUGCAUUUCUACAGAGGUGUGGUGACAGAUAAUCUUGAGCAUGGAGCUGAAGUUCUUUUUAUCGAUUUUGGGAACAUUGAAAAAGUGCCACAUAUGUUGAUCAAGAACAUACCAGAGGCAUUUGCAGGCAAAUCAGCGUUUGCCUUUUGUUGUACUCUUAGUAAUGUUUUACCUUUGGAUGAAGUGUGGACCAGCACCACCUCAGACUUUUUCAGACAAGUUGUGUCAAACAAAGCUUUGCUAGUCCACGUUGUCCAAAUGAGAAAAGACAAAUUUGUUGUCAACCUUUAUGAGAUGGGAAGUAACAACAAUCAGAGUAUCACUGAACUCCUGAUCUCUUCCAAACAAGCUGAAUAUUGGAAGAACAUUUCCUUAGAGCCUGUAUUGCAAAUCAACAAUGUGACAGAAAAAACAAGGUGCCCAAGAGAUAGUGUGACAUCAGACAUCAGUGGAAAUACAGAGAAAUUGGAUGAUAAUGAGGAGGAAGAGAAGACACGCAAAAAUGAAAUCAGUAAAGCUCAAGCCCCUUCCAGCUUCAAAGCUUUAUGCAUCAAGCCCGGGUGUGAGUUUGCAGUGCACUGCUCUUACAUAAACUCUCCGUCAGACUUCUGGUGCCAGCCUCAAGAUAAGGUUCCAGUUUUGGAGGAACUUAUGGAUGAAGUUCAACAAUAUUACUCAACUAACACAGUCCCUCUCCAGUCAGGGGUUUCAUGUUGUGUUGCCAAGUCACCUCAAGAUGGAAGAUGGUACAGGGCCUUCAUUACAGAAAGACACAAAGGUAAUGCCAGAGUGAUGCUGGUUGACUAUGGCCCUACUAUCCAAAUCAAGGAGCCUAAUCUUAAGGCAAUAAUGCCAGAAUAUGUUUCUUUGGAAGGACAAGCUUUCAGGUGCAGUUUUUCUAAACUGAUUGAACCUACUGACUCCAAGAACCGUGAGGACUGGAAUCUGGAGGUGUGCAACUCUGUGAAAGCUUUUAUCCGUAACAGCACCCACGGUCUAAGAUGUAAAGUUGUCUCUCAGCUGAAUGUGAAAAACAAAGGGCUGUGCCAUGUUGUGGACCUCUACAACACUGAAACCCAACAGAGCGUAGCAAAUUGGCUUGUGGAACAGGGCCUGGCAAGAGAAGCAACAGUCUCUACAAAGCAAUGGUCAACUGUGUCACCUGAGUCUUUUGUCUACUCUUCAUAUGAUGUAAAUCCUGAAAAUGAAGAACAAGUGUUUGUGACUCAUGUUAGCAGUCAGUGGGAGGUCUACUGUCACCUUGAGAGAAACACUGAAAUCAUCGAAGAGCUCGAAAAGAAAAUCUUGGGGGAAAGUGAGAAAAUGAUGCAAGCCAGUACGAGACCUGUUGUGAGGAAGUUGUGCCUGGCAAAAUACUUUGAUGGUAAAUGGUACAGAGGCUUGGCACAUGCUGUUCAGUCGCCUCUGCAUCUCAGUGUUUUUUUUGUGGAUUAUGGAAACACAAACAUAUCUGAGAAAACCCAUGUCAUGUUCAUUCCCAGAGACUCUGCUGAUUUGUUGUACACACCCAUGCAGGCUGUGAGAUGUUGCCUUGCAUCAGUGUUAAAGGAGGAUCUCUAUGCAGAUGUCAAGGAAUGGCUUGAUAGAGCAAUCCUCAACAAGCAAGUGAAAGUCGUCAUACGUGGAAAGAAUGAAGAUGGUUCCUUUGAUGUUGAGCUGUUUGAUGGGGAUGUUAACAUCAAUGAGAAGGUAAAGGAGCUGAUUCUCAGUCUUUCACCUAAACCAAACACAGUUGUUAGUUUUGACACAAGCUGCAGAAAGAGAAAACAUACAGCUUUCCACGCAGGACACACGAGGAUCUCAGUCAAGAGCAAGAGUCAACCUAAAGGGAGGUCCUCAAACUCCCCCACAGGGAAACUCCAUAGAGGUAUUCAAGUUGCAAAUGCACCCCAAAAAAAGAAAGAAAACACAAAAAACAGUUUUUAUGGGAAAGCUCACAACAAGAACACUAAAGUAAAACAACAAAAUGAGGACAAAACAAAGAGCUUUGUUCCUGUACAAUCUUUGAAAAACUCUCAAGUAAAACAACAAAGAGAGUACCAGGAUACAAACACAAAGUCAGAACAACCAAAACAAACAAACCAAAGAGAAAUCCCUCAGCACUUGUAUUUGUCUGACAGAGUGAGUGCAGGCUUCAAGGUGAAGUGCUUUAUCUCCCACAUUGAUUCUAUCAACAGCUUUUUCCUUCAGCUGUCAGAGGAUGAACCUGCUAUCUUGAAAAUGGGUGACGACCUCAACUCAAAUAUUCUAAAAAAUUCCUUGAAGACCACCACAUCUUUGAGAGUCAAUGGCCUUGUUCUGGCUGAGUAUGAGGAGGAUGGUGCUCUGUAUCGUUCUGUUGUGAAGGACUACGAAGGGAGCUCUUCCUUCAAAGUUGAGUUUAUCGACUAUGGAAACUCAGGAGUCGUGGGAAAGGAGAAUAUCUUUUUAAUACCAAAGGAGUAUCUCUCUCAGCCUAGAUUCAGCAUAUCAUGCUCCCUGUUGGACACAAGCGCUUAUGAAAAUGAUGCUUCUUUCACUAAUGCAGUAAUGGAGAAGCCUCUCAUGGUUGACUUUGUCUGUCAAUAUGGAAAUCGAUGGGAAGUCAAGGUUGAGAUUCUUGAUGGAGCAGUUGGUUUUGCAGCACUCGAAUCAACUGUUGAAAGCAUUCCCAUGAACAAAAAUGAAAAAGAGGAGGCUCCUAUGAGUGAGAAUGAAACAACUAAAUCAGAAAGAAUGAUGCCUACUGUUAAAGGCAAAAAUGUCACACUGAAAACACCAGCUGUCACACUGUCAACCAAACUGAAGGUAAAAACCUGCAGUUGCCAUAGGAGAGGACCCACCACAAACAAGAGUGAGUCAAAGAGGAAUAAGAGGAAAACAUCCACAUCCUCUGCCAAAGGGAUGAGAGAUCGUGCCGAUGCAUUCAUACAUCUGACUAUUCAAGCUAAAGACAGGGAAAAUGGAACACUUCUGUCAGUCCAGAGUAAUGGGGAUUUUUACUUCAGACUUGCAAGGACCAGUGACAUGCUUGCUGCAUUGGAAGGAUGCAUAUCUGAAAACCUAUACAAAUGCAAGAUAGUGGUUAAAGAAGAUGUCAAACAAGGCCUCAAGUGCAUAGUUCAGGUACAGAAGGACAACAAGUGGCAAAGGGCUGUUGUUCAGCAUGUAGGUGGAGAAAAAUGCAAGGUAGUCCUGGUGGAUCAUGGAAUAACAGAAGAAAUUCCAAGUGACUCAAUCCGACAACAGUGUGCUGACCUGACAAAAAUCCCGAACCUUGCAGUGCUGUGCAAGAUGAACUUCGAUAGGUUCAGUGAGGGAGAGGAUACUCACAAAUUGUGGUGUAAAACUCUCAAACCAAUGAUUGGCAAAGAAGUCACUCUGGUGUUUGUGUGUUAUUCUGAGGCUGACAACCUUUGGAUGGUUGAAAUAGUCAUGAAUGGACUGUUACAGCAGAAUGAAGAGAUGGUCCUGUCACUUGCUGAAACCCAAAAUAAGGCCACAGUGGAAGAGCCUAACUUGGACACAAACCCUCCUCAGCAACUUGCCUUUGCUCCUAUUGAUACAGACAAAGUAUACUAUGGUUUUGCUGCUGCAGUGACAACUCCCUUUGAGUUCUGCGUUGUUCUUGAAGACUUGCUUCUCAUCAUGAACAAAGUGUCCAUCAUGUUGGAUGACCUCUGUGGGCAGAUGUCUCCUCUCCCUGAAGCCCACCUCGUCCAUGGCAGCUGCUGCCUGUUAAAAUCAGACUCCAAGAACAAGUGGUGCAGAUGUGAAAUCGUGCAUGCCGACACAACUGUGCUUGUAAACCUGGUGGAUUAUGGCCAUUAUGAAUGCAUUCCAUACAAAGACCACUCCAAGCUGAGGAGACUUCCAGAGGAGCUAAUGAAACUCCCAAAAGUGACAUACCCAUGCAUUCUGCGAGGGGUGAAGCCAGUUGAAGUGGACGAGCAGUGGAAUGAUGAGGCAGCAGUCUUCUUCCAGCAAUGUUUGUACCAGAAGAACCUCCAGAUCUUCUUCAGAGAGUUUGUGUCAAACACAUACUGGAAGGUGGACAUUUUGGCAGAUGGCAUCCAUGUUGCCAAGGAGCUGGUGGAUGCUGGACACGCCAAUUACAUAGACGUCAUGCUAGAACUCAGGUUCCAGGAACAGAGGCCCUGUAAAGCCCCUCCUCAAAGCCUAAACAUUGAGGAAGAGUGUGCUCAGGAGGAUAAAGGCUCUCAUGAGAAGUCAGAUCUUUUAACUGAGGAAGCUCAGGGGAAGAAGCCACUGAACACUUCGUUUGGAUCUAGUCAGUGUAUUGUGAUGUGAAGGCAAUCACAGUAGUUCAAAUGUGUGGCUAAAAUGAGCAGUGAGGCCUUGCAGCAGUUUCCUGGAUGCCCAGCGUCACAUUUUGACUAGUGAGAUACUGCUUCUUGGUUAUUUUGGUUGAAUGUUAAGCCUCAGCAUUUUAAGUGUGAGUGCUUCCUCAGGACCACAUUAACAUAACUUCAAAUUACUAAUAGUACUUUUUAAUUCACCUUAAGAUGUUAUUGUGAAGACUUAUUUUUAUUUCAUUAUUAUUUAUGUAUGGGAAUGGGAUGUUUUGUUUUGUUUUGUUGACUUAGCUUGAGCACUUUUGAAGAUUUAUUAAGUCAUCAGCACCAUAUUAUUUUCCUUAAUUGCACAAGAAAUCUGAGUAAGUUAACCGCUGAUAAUUAUUAUAGUUGUUUCUGAAUCACAUUUAAAUGAGCUGUUUUCCUCUAUAUGGGAAUGUUAAUAAGGCACAUAUUUUGAUGGAGGUUACUGUCAUGUUGUAUUUUGAGCUGUUAUAACAGUGCUUUAAGUUAAAAAAAGAUGACAAUGAGAACUAAAUAUGAUGUAGCCAAUGAGAUAUGUUUAAGUUUAAAUUUUAGAUUUGUAAUUAGGUCUUAAUUGUUGGCUUUGAGUUUUAGUAACUUUUGACAAGAAAUUAUUUUUCCAGAUAAAUAGAAAAACAUUUCCAGUUGUGUAGAGUUGGUGAACAGUUCAAAUAGUUCUAUAGUUUGGUUUGAACUUUUUACAAUUAGUGCUUUGUGCUGAAUAGAUUUUUGAGUUGAAUGCAGUAAGGCCUUUUCAGGUGCAAAAUUAAAUCCUUAUUGAUACUUAUUUUGAUGUCAAAUAAUUUUUCCUCUUAGAUAGUAGUAGCACAGAGGUUCACCAUUGGUGUGGGAAAACUCAAAUACAGAAAUAAUUAUCACUAUCAAGCAACCUAAGCACAGGAAACUGCUUUAAGUGAGACAUACUUCAUGAGCAAAGUCCUGAAGUGACCUGCACACAAAUGAACAGCUCAUGGUUCACCACUGGAUGGCGCUGUUGAGCCAUGAUUGAUUGGUCUUGUAUCUGGAAAUGCUGCUGGACAUUAUAUCAUGUCUCCCUACCCAUUUAAA